UGUUAUUUUUUUUUUUUGUUCCAUCUUAAAUCGUAGAACGUCGUGCGGAGCAAUCGCCCAUCGGUCCGGACCAACGACGCGACGGCUGUUCCCCUCCAUGCGUUCCCGAUUUCUUAUCACAACACCGCUGUAGCACGGAUCGUCCACAAGACCACAACACACCGACUCUUCGACAUGUGCCGCACGUGCCGUUUACGGCGUUCGUAAGAUUCGUGCGGUGAUUCAUUCGCUUUCGUUCGACGUCGUUGUUGCGCGAUUGAUUGCGUAAUUGCUGCCUUCGCUUGUUCGGGUGCAGUGUUUGGACCACCAUCCAACCAACUGUGACUCGUUAAUAUCCAUCCAGUUCAUAACGCUGAACCACUGGUGUCUAAGUAGAUAUUGUCAUCUCAAUUCUACUGAUCAUGUCUGUUUUUAUUGAUAUUUGUGAAUCGAUACGAUUAUUCUUUCGCACACAUGCAAACAUAGAAAUAAAUAUUUCAACGCCAACCAUUGAUCCAAAUGAAAAUGGCCACAUCCGCUUCUAUUUAAAACGCAAUUUGGAGCCUGUCCUCAAAAUGCUUGCGGAAAACUUGGAUGCCAUAGAUCAUUACCAUCAAUUUCUUGAUUAUGCAUCAAUAUGGUUGAAAACAGAUCUAUGGACAGAUUCAGUGAUCAAACAGAUUUUAACUCAAGGCAGUAGAUAUGGUAGCAAUAAUUUAUGCCAAAACACUGAAAUUUUAGUAGUUGCUGAUGAGUGUGAUGAUUCGGUAACAAGCUUGCGUAUUUCAUUAUUGAAGAAUGCUUUUCAAAAUUUGGCUGUAUGGAAUGGAUACAUUAUUGGAAAUAAUGGACUCAAAUUUUUGUUGUCAAAAAAAAAUAAUUCAAAUCUUACAAAUCUUGUAAUAUGUGGCAAUGUUGUACCUAAUAUUACAUCAAAGGAAUAUAAACAACAAAAACAUGAUGAUAUUUCUAAAAUGUGUGCUAGCCGUACUGAUAACUCUAGUGAUUAUCCAAUUGACAUUAUAUCAAAACUUUGCCACUCAUCAAUUGUCUAUGAAUUAUUAUGUACUCGACAUAACAAAGUUAUUCGUGUACAACAUGCGACAUCAAAUAAAGAUAAAGGUAUUUUCAUAAUGUAUAACUAUUCAAGGCUGUGUCAAGUGUUGGCAGUAUACGAAAAAAAUUAUACAGAUAAUUAUUAUAGAGCAUUACCAGAUAUCGAAGAUAUUAAUUUUAAAGUGUUACAAAAAACUGAAGAAUGGAUUUUGAUUUUUAACUAUUUAUCAGUAUUUCCAUCAAUUAUUCAAGAAUGUACUAAAUAUUUAUCAUCAGCCCAUAUUGGUGUUUAUAAACUGUGUUCAUUUUUGGUGGAAAUGUCAUCUUGUGUUAGCUCAUUUUAUCAUAAACAUAAUAUUUUAAUGGAUCCACUUCCACAUUUCUUGCCAUUGAUGUAUGCUCGUUUAUAUUUGGUCAAAGCUUUAAUACAAGUGUAUGAAAAUGCUUUCCAUAUAUUAGGCAUUGAAGCUGCUCGUGAAAUAUGAGUGAUACUUUGCCAAUGAUAUUACUGAAGAUAACUCAGAAAAUCUGAUAUGUAAUGAUUAUUAAAAAAUAUGAUUUCUAUAAGUCGUAUAAUGGCUUAAUCGCGUUACUUUAAUUUUAGUAUAUUUUUUACUGUAAAUAUAUUAAUCUCCUUAUGCUGCUUCAAAUUUUUUAAUAUUUUU
Sipha flava (yellow sugarcane aphid) is the source of this 1700-nucleotide messenger RNA. RefSeq names its product DALR anticodon-binding domain-containing protein 3. Bases 402 to 1520 code for a protein of 372 amino acids. Gene Ontology annotation, biological process: tRNA C3-cytosine methylation; arginyl-tRNA aminoacylation. Gene Ontology annotation, molecular function: arginine-tRNA ligase activity; ATP binding; tRNA binding. The transcript has 8 exons. NCBI's taxonomy places the organism in Eukaryota, Metazoa, Arthropoda, Insecta, Hemiptera, Aphididae. The record is from RefSeq and is a predicted model, not a curated record.